Messenger RNA from Cydia splendana, 4981 nucleotides. It is a transcript of the gene Pvr, whose product is annotated as vascular endothelial growth factor receptor 1. Gene Ontology annotation, biological process: positive regulation of kinase activity; multicellular organism development; protein phosphorylation. Gene Ontology annotation, molecular function: transmembrane receptor protein tyrosine kinase activity; ATP binding. Bases 418 to 4440 code for a protein of 1340 amino acids. The record is from RefSeq and is a predicted model, not a curated record. NCBI's taxonomy places the organism in Eukaryota, Metazoa, Arthropoda, Insecta, Lepidoptera, Tortricidae. The transcript has 25 exons. Gene Ontology annotation, cellular component: plasma membrane; signaling receptor complex.
GCAUUACGGUCCCGCCGCGCCGAGAGCCGGCCGCGUCAUACACAGUAACCACAUCUCGUUGCUCGUGACAACAACAAACUUCGCCUUUUGUGUUAUAAAAAGUGGUUUACGUUACAAAUAAACAUGUAAACGCUCCACAUUGACACUUUCAAACUUACUUUACCCGUAUCGGUUAAAUCGAGGCCAAUCAGUGAAAUAUAAAAGUGUUUACAAUAGUUACAGUGUUUAAGUCGUUUAAGUCUGUGGAAUUUGUGAUUCUAUAAAUAGAUGUCUACGUUACCGUACAGCUGUGAAUCGUGAUUACGAUUGUGGCAUUUGAAUCCAUGUAUGCAAGCUGAAUAAGUUACGAUGUAAACAAAGGAGAGGAUUGAUAAGUUUGGCGACUUCUUUCUAGGCGACACUUAGUGUUGUUCCAACAUGACCGACAUGUUGGGUUGGUGUUUGGUCGCCUACCUCCUGGUUAUAUCAGAUGCUCAACAAAUAAGUGGUCCUAUUAUUUUAUCACCUAACGAAAUAUUACUACAAAAUAAACAAAACUAUACCAUUCACUGUAAAGGGAAAAGGCCAAUAAAUUUUACAAUACAAGAAGCGGCAGAGGACGAAGACACGGAUUUUAAAAAGAUACUGCGAAAGGUGGCUCCGUCCGAUAACGAGUACGAGUACGAAAUAGCGUUAGAUCUGUUCAGCGUGGAUCCCUUCGCUGUCGGCUACUACGCCUGCCACGACGAUCAAGUCGACCCGUCGCAAAUAUUUACCGACCUGGUCGAGGAACCAACCAACAAUGAACACAUCUCAUAUACGUACGUCUACGUGAAUGAUCCGCAAAAUUUAAUAGCGCCAAUGAGAGAAAUCGUUUAUGUGGUGAAACCUGGUGCCAAGACAAUUAUUGAAUGUAGACCCACGUUUCCUGACGUACAAGUUAAUUUAACUAUGAAGAAUGAGACACAGCAGGUGAAAUCGAAUCAAAGCAAGAUAGUCAGAAUAAACAAGAUUGGGUUUUUAGUGAGAGUGCGUAAGACUGACACUUACACUUACACGUGCGAGGGGCGUCGCGGCAGCUAUGCCUCGCGGAAAAGUGCCUACAUUCAUUUGCGUCUACCUACUGUUUCAAAUGAUGCGGUGAAACCACAAAUAGCAAGCAGAGAUAAUAGAUUCCUCGCGGGUGAGACAAUAUUUAUGAAUUGUACUGUCAACUACACUGUAAACAAUGCUAUCUCACUGAGAUGGAUAACUCCACGGCCUUUGUCUGAGGAUGAUGUGAAGUCCAACGAAUAUGAAAUCCAUACCGACAUCCUAUACAGAGCAAUUUGGGUUAAAAAUGCAAGUGAAAAAGAUGCUGGAGAAUAUAUUUGUGAAGCAAGAAAAGGAAUCAGUGACAUAUCGACGAAUACACAGAAGAUGAUAUAUCUUAAGACACCAUAUUUGAAACUCAAACGAUAUGGGCCAGAUAGAGCGACCACAUCGAAUCCACAGUUUAAGUUUGCUUUUGAAAUCGACGGAUACCCACCACCAGAAUACAAAUUUAUCAAGAAUAAUAACACGAGAAUUAAUAAUGGCACUAAGUACAAAAUAGAACAAAAUAAAACAAUAAAAAUUUUACACGUGUUAAUUGUCAAUGAUGUGGACAUUACUGACACAGGAGAUUAUACAGUGGAGGCAACUAAUGCUAACGGUACACAAAGACUGACCAACCAUUUAAAUGUGAUGGAUGUUCCCCGAGUAACUUUCCAUCUAAGUGAAGGAAGAAAAUUAAAAGGACAACAAGUUAAAUUGGUGUGCGAAGUGACCGGCUAUCCAUUUCCAAACGUCGAGUGGUCUUUUAUAGACAUUCAAUCAAACAAAGAACUCGACACUCCUUUAAAAGGUACCGUAAUAGAAGAAUCCGAAUAUAAAAUAGUUUCUACACUUGAUUUACCAGUUCAAUCCCCGGGCACAAUCAUUUGCAGAGCGUCGAAUACCCAAGGGGAUGACCAGAGAACUAAAGCCCUUCUUGUUGACGAGAUAGAAGGUGGUUUUGGUAUUGAAAAUGAGGGAAAGGAAGUAAAGGAAGUCUCUGAAGGGGAUAGUUUAAUUUUAAGAUGUCUGGCCUCCAGGUAUGACUUCACGUCUGUCCAAUGGCAUGGUCCGAACGACGAAGAGAUACCAGGAGCCGUCUUUGAAUAUUCAACUAACGCAAUGUCUCUUGUCGCAAAAAUGGAAAUAAAUGACGCAUUAAUAAGUCACACCGGCAAUUACUCAUGCGUUGCAUAUCACAAUGUAACUAGCGAAGAACGAACAGAAACCAUCUCCGUUGUAGUUGCAGGUCUUCGCGCAGCAUCAAUAAAAGUGCCUGCUGAAGACAUUACCGAGAAAGAGGUGAUACCAUUUAAUGAUGUGACACUUACAUGUAUAGCAGAGGCUAUUCCUCCGCCUGGUAUUACGUGGUACAAGGACGAAAAUGAGAUAGCAAGCAGUAAUGUUAUCACACGUUCAUUGAAUUAUAGCACAGUGAAUUCAACCUAUACAUUCAAGCAAAAUGGUACCGACGAUUCAAUUUACGAAUGUGUGGCUACAAGUGGUACAUCUAGGGCUUCAAAAAUGUACCAGGUUACUGUAACGAUGCUCAAGUCACGGUUCAAAUGGGAAUACCUCAGCAUCCUAGUAGCCAUAAUGUUGGCACUAGUGCUACUAGUGCUGUACUUAUGCUGGAGGAUAAAGAAAGAGAAGCGAUUCAGAAAAGAGUUGGCAGCCGCUGGCCUGCUGUACUUCAAGGAGGGGGCGCCCAAGUCCCUCAACCCACAGCUUGGCAUCGAUGAACAGGCUGAGUUACUGCCCUACGACGACAAAUUUGAGUUCCCAGUUGAAAAAUUGAUUUUGGGGCCCCAGUUAGGUGCGGGCGCAUUCGGUGUGGUAUACAAGGCGGAAGCGCGCGGCAUUAUCAACGCGGAAGACAGUACCACUGUCGCGGUGAAAAUGGUGAAGAAAACUGCCGACAAUAUCUACAUCAAGGCGCUCGCUUCCGAACUCAAAAUUAUGGUGCACCUGGGGAAGCACAUCAACAUUGUCAAUUUGUUGGGCGCGUGCACCAAAAAUGUUGGAAAACGUGAGCUGAUCGUGAUAGUGGAGUUCUGCAAGUUCGGCAACAUCCACAACUACAUGCAGCGGCACCGCGACGUGUUCAUCGACCAGCUCACCGACAACAAGGAGAAGGCGCAGGGCAACGUCAACCGCGCCUUCUCAUGCAGCGGGGGCGACAGCGGUAUGACUUCGGAUUGUUUGAAUACGAAUCAGACGCAACAAACAGACCACACGUUCCUCAACACUGCGGCCAGUAAUCGCUCAGGAAGACUAGACAAGCCCAAACCACAGUCGGAAUUUGAAAAAGUGUCAGAGUCGGGCUACGUGCAGCCAGAGUGGCGGUCCAACUACGAGAGCGACUACGUGUACGAGGGUCGCAAGCCGCGGCCGCUUACUUCGCGCGACCUCCUGGCCUGGGCCUUCCAGAUCGCGAGGGGCAUGGAGUACCUUGCCAACAUGAAAAUCCUCCACGGAGACUUAGCUGCCAGGAACAUAUUACUAGCUGAAGAUAACGUCGUCAAGAUUUGCGAUUUCGGCUUAGCUAGAAGCAUUUACAAGAACGACGAAUACCAGAAGAAAGAAAACAGCCCCUUGCCAGUGAAGUGGCUAGCCAUAGAAUGCAUGACAGACCGCAUAUUCUCGACGCAGUCGGACGUGUGGUCGUUCGGGAUCGUGCUGUGGGAGCUGUUCUCGCUCGCCAAGACUCCGUACCCUGAGAUCAACCCGCAGGACCUACUGCAGCGACUACAGGAAGGCCAUCGCCUCAGCAAGCCGCCCUACGCGGAUGAUCGUCUGUAUCGUGUGAUGAGGUCGUGUUGGGAACAACGGCCCACAAAAAGACCUACCUUCACCGAACUGCAGGAGACCAUCGGGUCAUUCUUAGAGGAUAACGUGCGUAAUCACUACGUAGAGCUGAACCAGGCGUGUGCCGAGACGAACGAGAACCGCGUCGGAGAGAACUACUUGGUGCAAGUGUGCGCGCCCGACUACAACAACCAGGUGACGCCGAGCCCCCACCACUACGCCAACGACGCCAGUGGCUUCUUCUUCGGCGUCACUCCGUCGCCGACCCCGGUGCAGUUGCAACAUGAUGACGAGGGUUACCUAGCGAUGACACCGGCAUCUAACCAGAACGUAUUUAGUCCUCGGAUCGGCUCGACGUUCGACUUCGACUCGCGGAAGCUCAACGGGCGCUCCUCUGCCGCAAGCCAGGGCUCGGAGCUGACCCCCAUGCUCUCCCUCAACCACCUCAGCGCGCGCAGCGGUUCCGACUCCGACCACGAGGGCGCCACUUCCCCCUACCUCAAUAUGAUCCCCCGCAUCGAGGAGGAAACCGAUGAGCGGCGGGCGCGGCGACAGCGGUGGCGUUAUCGGCACCCUUGACCGCCGCCACCGUCACCGCCAGUACCACCAGAACCUUCAGGUCUACAUACAUAGCCGUAUACUGCCGCAAUCGACGAGGCGGUGUUUCUUAUAUGGACCACCUGACACCCGUGACGACGCUCUAUUUGAAAUGGUCGACCAUGACGAGUUAGGAGAUCCCAGACAUGUACAAAUUGUAAUUCGUCUUGGUAGUUCAAAAGGCCGUUUGAGUUGUCGAUAAUGAAUAUUCAAUGACUAGUCAAAAGGAUGUUUAGAAAGCGGAGGGCCUCGUGAUGUUUACAUUUUGUUUUUAUUAUGUUAUGUUUAAGUUAAAUAAGAAUUGGUUUCAAAUCAUUUGUCGCUAAUUUGGUUAUGAUUUAGAGCUUUAUUGUUAGUUAUAAAUGAUUUUUACAAAGAAAUAAAACGGGUCCGUAUUAGUUCACAUAAUUAUAUUUAAUAAUUCUAGUUUUUUACUUUAACUUCAAUUUACUUCUGGCUUACAUCAGUUCUCAUAAUAAUAUUUAUAAAAUAAAAUAUUUUAAUUGGGUAGGUAGGUUAAGUU